AUGCGCUUUCGGGUUCAGGCUUGCUUCGAUACGGCGGCCCAUGAGCUCAUUCUCUCCUCCGAGGCAUCCGAGAACUCUGCCCUAUUAAUCGCAGAUGACUGCUCGGUAGAACUACGCGUUGCACCGGUAAGUAGCGGUACUGCCGGUGCCGCUGGAGUCUCACCAACGACGCACGCACUCACAGCAUUACCGUGGGAUUCCAGCCGAAUGCGACUUGGCGUCAACGGCAUCAGCUACGGCACCGGCCCGCUGGUGUUGCGGGAUGGAGACGAACUCACGCUGCACCCCAACCACGUCGCGGAGACCACAACGUCGUAUACAUACAACGUCAAAGGAGUUCCCACAUCGGCAGAUGUGGCUGGGAAUGAGAUGGAGGAUGAGCCCCCACUUGAGACCCGCGCCAGUGCAUCUGAAGAGAAACAUCGGCUGCGAGUGAUCAUAUCGAACAUGGAGCAGUACGCAAAGUGGAACAAUUUUUACAGCGAGCGGUUCACCAACCUUGCCAUGAUCGGUGUGCCGCCAAGCAACGGCACUUGUACGACCGGCCAGCUCCGCAAAUGUGCGUGUGGGUCCUAUGUACAGACAGAGGUGAGCACACCCGGUGCCAUGCCAUGUUCGACACACGCACCCAUCGCCGGGCAGACGCCGCUCGUGCGGGAUGCAGACGCUGACGUGAGUAAGGCGCUUCCAACAGCGCCCCGUGCACCCUUGCCGGCGAUGUGCUGCUGCUGCCCGUUCACGUCUGCGUCCUCAAAUGCGGCGCUGCGGCUCUCCACAAAGAAUCCGUCUUAUACAUCAGCGUUCGCGCCCCCCUUUUCCAUCGGUGAGAACAGCGACGCGCAGCAAGUCUGCGAGACCGGCCCGUCUUUGUGCGUCGGUAUGAGACAGACUUCUUGGAGUGUCUACGCCCAAGCUCGUCGCAACGACUGUGUAGCCGCUCCGCAGGCCAGCAAUGCCAAGAAAGCCGUUGAUGCGCGCGACAGUGACGACUUCUUGGGUGGCGCCUCACUUGGCAGGCCAGCUGUAGAGCUCUUGAACCGCAUCAGCGCCUUAGAGGGCGCACUGAUGGGCUUACGCUACGAAUGA
Messenger RNA from Leishmania major strain Friedlin, 1086 nucleotides. RefSeq lists its product as hypothetical. The transcript has a single exon. Lineage: Eukaryota; Euglenozoa; Kinetoplastea; Trypanosomatida; Trypanosomatidae. The record is from RefSeq and is a predicted model, not a curated record. The coding region runs from base 1 to 1086 and encodes 361 amino acids.